Camelina sativa (false flax) is the source of this 578-nucleotide messenger RNA. RefSeq lists its product as uncharacterized. The record is from RefSeq and is a predicted model, not a curated record. Lineage: Eukaryota; Viridiplantae; Streptophyta; Magnoliopsida; Brassicales; Brassicaceae. Gene Ontology annotation, biological process: defense response.
UAUAAAAAAAAAAAAAUCAAACCCACACAAAAAGAAAAAGUAAAAUCACUAAUUAGAGAAGAUGACACCGAAAGGAACUUCUUCCGUUAAUUUUGACGUCAAGUCUCCAGCAUCGGUCUUCUUUCAAGAUUUCAUGGUGAAGACGAAUUUUCCUAAGGAAGGCCAUGCCGAGCUAGAGAUCGACAAUGUGGCCGGUACGGGGAAGAGAAGGAAAAGGUACAAAAUGAGCCGCUUUCAGAUCACGAAGGAGUGGUACAAGACUAUCAGAGAAUCCGUCCCCAGUGACAAGGUGUGGCAAAACCCGGAUUGUUUCAAAACGCUCGAAGGAACCAUGACCGUCAUUGUUAAGGAAGACGGUAACGGAGCCCACGGGGUGUGGACUGUUGACUACGAGAAGACUCGCGGUGACUUGGACGACCCACGCUUCAUCACCAAUACUUGUGUCAAAUUCUUUAAGGUGAUGGAUGAGAAUCUAACAAGUUAAAUAACGUGGAAUCCCAUAUACUGUAUCUAAGCUUAUUGCAGUGUUGCAAUAGCUAGUUAUUAUUUACAAUAAUUUUCAUUUAAGAUGUUUUUUU